UUGCCUAGCUCUCCGUCCCCUGGUCCUCAUCUUCUUCUUCAUUAUAGCCAGAGGAAUCCGCAACCUAUCAGUCACCACCGAAGCUAUUCAAACCUCCGAUACGGAAACAGCAGCAGCACCACCACCACUACCGUCUCCUCCUCCACAGCGUCCGCGUCUCAAGAUUUCGCCUCCUCCGCUCCCACCGACAGUGGUGCGAACUGGAAUCGUCGACGAGAAUGGCGCCAUGUCUGAUUCCUUCGAGAUCGGCGGAUUCGAUCCCGAUUCCGUCGACGAGCUUAAAUCCGCCACCGGGAAUUCAUCGGCCAGGGAUAAAGAAACGUCGGUAGAUAAUGAUUCAGAAGUCGGAUUCCGGAUUGAGAAAUUCAGUUUUUGUGAGAAGACGAAGACGGAUCACAUUCCUUGUUUAGACAACGAAGAAGAGAUCAAGAGAUUGAACAGUAGCGAUCGAGGAGAGAAUUACGAGAGACAUUGUCCUAAACUGAGCCUCGGUUGCUUGAUUCCUCCUCCAAAUGGUUAUAAGAAACCAAUCCCAUGGCCACAAAGCAGAGACAAGAUAUGGUUCAAUAAUGUGCCUCAUACACGCUUAGUGGAAGAUAAAGGAGGUCAAAACUGGAUUCGAAGAGAGAAAGACAAGUUUGUUUUCCCUGGUGGUGGAACUCAAUUCAUCCAUGGAGCUGAUCAGUAUUUAGACCAGAUCUCCCAGAUGAUUCCUGGUAUUACGUUUGGAAUACGCACUCGUGUUGCCUUGGAUAUUGGCUGUGGUGUGGCGAGCUUUGGUGCGUUUUUGAUGCAGCGUAACACUACAACCUUGUCUGUAGCACCAAAAGAUGUCCAUGAGAAUCAGAUACAGUUUGCAUUGGAGCGUGGUGUCCCUGCAAUGGUUGCUGUCUUUGCCACACGGAGAUUGUUGUAUCCAAGCCAAUCUUUUGAGAUGAUUCAUUGUUCCAGAUGCAGAAUUAAUUGGACCCGUGAUGAUGGGAUACUUCUUCUUGAAGUUAAUAGAAUGCUUAGAGCAGGAGGGUACUUUGUUUGGGCUGCACAACCCGUUUACAAACAUGAGGAUAACUUGCAAGAGCAGUGGAAAGAAAUGUUAGGCCUUACCAACCGAAUCUGUUGGGAGCUUAUCAAGAAAAAGGGAUAUAUCGCUGUGUGGAGGAAGCCUCUAAACAACAGCUGCUAUGUCAAUCGUGAAGCUGGAACAAAGCCUCCUUUGUGCCGACCUGAUGAUGAUCCUGACGAUGUUUGGUAUGUGAAUAUGAAACCAUGCAUCACCCGGUUACCUGAUAAUGGUUAUGGGGCUAAUGUCUCCACAUGGCCUGCACGUCUUCAUGAUCCGCCAGAGAGGCUACAGAGCAUUCAAAUGGAUGCCUAUAUAUCCCGAAAGGAAAUUAUGAAGGCAGAGUCUAGAUUUUGGUUAGAGGUAGUAGAGAGUUAUGUGCGGGUUUUCCGAUGGAAAGAGUUCAAGCUGAGGAAUGUUCUGGACAUGAAAGCUGGUUUUGGAGGGUUUGCGGCAGCAUUAAACGAUCUUGGACUUGACUGUUGGGUAAUGAACGUUGUUCCUGUUAGUGGAUUCAACACCUUGCCUGUUAUUUAUGACCGUGGGCUUGUUGGGACUAUGCAUGACUGGUGUGAGCCAUUUGACACGUACCCAAGAACCUAUGACCUGAUACAUGCUGCAUUUCUUUUCUCUGUUGAGAAGAAGAGGUGCAACAUUACAAACAUUAUGUUGGAAAUGGAUCGGAUGCUAAGACCGGAAGGACGGGUAUACAUAAGGGAUUCACUGUCUUUGAUGGAUCAACUUCAACAAGUGGCUAAAGCCAUCGGUUGGACAGCUGGUGUUCAUGAUACCGGGGAAGGACCCCAUGCAAGCGUUAGGAUUCUCAUCUGCGAUAAACGGAUGUGAGAAAAGAUAAGAAAAA
Messenger RNA from Camelina sativa (false flax), 1922 nucleotides. RefSeq names its product putative methyltransferase PMT10. NCBI's taxonomy places the organism in Eukaryota, Viridiplantae, Streptophyta, Magnoliopsida, Brassicales, Brassicaceae. Gene Ontology annotation, cellular component: cytoplasm; trans-Golgi network; endosome. The record is from RefSeq and is a predicted model, not a curated record. Gene Ontology annotation, molecular function: methyltransferase activity.